This is a messenger RNA of Leishmania mexicana MHOM/GT/2001/U1103, 774 nucleotides long. RefSeq lists its product as hypothetical. The transcript has a single exon. The record is from RefSeq and is a predicted model, not a curated record. Lineage: Eukaryota; Euglenozoa; Kinetoplastea; Trypanosomatida; Trypanosomatidae. The coding region runs from base 1 to 774 and encodes 257 amino acids.
AUGACGACGACAGAGAGUAAAGGCUUCGCGGAGCUGUACCAUCAGCUACUUCAGGACGGAGUGCAGCUGCAGAAAGAACUCGAGGCGUACUACCUGCGCCAAGAGGGGUACAUACGCAAGCGUGUGGCGGUGCUAGAUGAGAUGCAGGAGAACAUCGCUGACGAGCGACGAUGCUUGGAGUUACAACAUCAAGAGUGCCGUGCGCAGAUCAGCGCGGCACGGAAGCAGGCGGCAAACUUCGUGUCUGAUGAGCGGAAGGUGUCACAGGCGGUGCGGCACGCACAACCGUUCCUCGCGGCUCAGGAGGCGGAGAUUGACAAGCGUCUUGAGGAGCUUCAGCAGGAAAAGGAGAGAGAGGAUGCCGCACUUCUGAGCGUGAUGGCGCGGCAGGAGGCGCUGGGCAAGCAGGAGGCUCUGCUCGCCUCCCGUGAGCGACAGAGGUUUCUAGAAGAGCAGGACCUCCAAAAGGCGCUGAUUGAGAUGCGCUCCCUCAACCGGGAGAUGGAGGAGCGGCGCAAGUCACUUCUGCGCAAGCACGACACGGUAGCCGAGUGGGACCGCAAACUUGAGUCUCGCGAGCGUGAGCUGUUGGUCUGCCAAGAUCAGCUGCGAGAGAACUUAAAGGCACUGGAGCAAGAGGAGAAUGCGCUCGGCAUUCACCCAGCACAACGCACUGCUGUGGCCCCGGCUGUGUCUCAGCGAACAGUCAUGGACGACCAUGACAUGUCCAUUGAGCACGACAGCGCCUGUGAGGAGAUCGACUACGAGGACUGA